AUGGCAUUGAGAGCAGCCGUGCUACGCCACAUUAGGGUGCCGGUGCAAACCCUAGGACUCAAAUCAAAUCCAAGGGCUCCGUCUGGUUCAAUCCGGUUAAUGUCGUCUCAUGAUGACCAUCUGAGCAAAGAAGAGGUGGCCGACAGAGUUCUCUCUGUUGUCAAGAGCUUCCCUAAAGUCGAUCCUUCCAGGGUGACUCCAGAAGUACAUUUCCAGAAAGAUCUGGGCUUGGAUAGUUUAGACAGCGUCGAGAUUGUAAUGGCUCUAGAAGAGGAGUUCAAGCUUGAAAUUCCAGACAAGGAAGCUGAUAAGAUUGACUCUUGUAACCUUGCUAUCGAGUACAUUCAUAACCAUCCACUGGCCAGUUGA
Messenger RNA from Dovyalis caffra, 369 nucleotides. The record is from the annotation of a GenBank genome assembly. Lineage: Eukaryota; Viridiplantae; Streptophyta; Magnoliopsida; Malpighiales; Salicaceae.